UAGACAGAGAUAUGAACAAGAACUCACCUGCCUCCAAAUCCAAAAGAAAAAAACUGCUUGUUGUGACACGGCAGGACUAGUUUCUACCUCUAUCUCUAUAUAGGUUUGCUUGAGAUCCAAGUCACAGUGUAGAACAGAAUAUGCAUAGCCCACGACAAGAUCAAUACAUAUUCGCCGGCCGUAUUCAUCUUCUCGUACAGAAGCUCCAGGGAGUAGCCGAGCUUGCGGCGAUGGCUGCAGGAGCCUACCAUAGCUCGUCAGCUAAUUCGACGAUCAUGGACCUUUUCUACGCCCUCCUUCUCACCAUAGUCAUCUUAGGCACCGCCCUGGCCCUCUUCUUGCCGGCUGCCAACUAUGACCCGAAGCCCCGGCUGUUCAUCCGACUGGUCGAGGUCCAGGGGCUGGACCCGUGCAUCCCGGAGACCGAGGUGCGUUCCCCGACCUUCGAGCUGGCCGUGGACGUCGGCCGGGUGUCGGAAAGCAGGCGGGGGCCCUGCGCCGGAGGUGGCGACGCGAUGCUGCGGGUCUCGUACCGCGGGAAGAUCCUGGCGUGGGGCGGCGUUCCGCGGUUCUGCGUCGACGGCAGGUGCCUGCAGGGGCCGAGCGCCAGCGUGGCGACCGUGGUGGCCACGGCGGAGGGGCUUGUGUUGCAGCAGGAGCUGCGGAACAAGAUAUGCGCCGAAACCUAUGCUCUCGGGAGGGCCGAGUUCGACGUGGAAGGGAGCGUUCCUGGACUGGGCCACCUCCGCUGCAAGACGUACCUGUUCCAAGGCGACCAGACGGAUGCGCUGCCUCCGUGCUCCUUUCACAAAGACCCCGAGGAGGGCACGUGGUGAAGGUUAUUUUUAGGUAAACGUUUGGAGCCGGCAGUCCGGCCGUCUCGCGCGAGACGCGUAUACAUGGUAGGGCCCACGCACGAAACAACUCACCGCUGGCCACACAAACCUUAUCCCCACCUCGUGAGUAUCUAAUCCAGUUCAUCCCCGCCACCGUUCCCUCUCUGAGUCCAAAAUACCAGCGCCAGCGACUGCACUUUUGAGGACGCCAGAGCUGAUGCAAGCGGGAGCUGCGUCCAUGGAUGUGAAACUGCAUCCUCUUCUCCCCCGACGGCUGGAGCGGCGAGCGGCAACCAUGGAUGGCAGGAGCUGCAACCCGCUUUCGUGGGAGCUACAACCGGCGUCCAUGGGAGCUGCAGCCGAAACGCGAGCUGCAACCAUGGAUGGCGGGGAGUUGCAAUCGGGCCUCCGGGGGAGCUGCAUGCGGUGAACGGCUCGACGGCGAUUAGCGGCGGGUGGGGGUGGCUGGCAAGCACGGGCGGCACGGGGUUGACCGGCGAGCACGGGGGCGAGCACAGGCGGCCGGCGAGUCAGGCGCGAGCGCAGGCGGCUCGGGUGUGGCCGGCAAGCACGGGCGAAGAGAGCAUGGAAGGUCCGAUCCAACAGCUGUAUAUACGCGAAUCGGACGGCUGCGCGCUGACCGGCCCAAAUUUGGGCCGGUGCGCCGGCGCCUAUCGAUGCCUUAUUUUUAGCGUCUUCUUUUCCUGUAUUUAAGGAUCUUAUAUACUUUAUUAUUUAUGUAUAUACUUUGUAAUGCCAUAUAUAUAUAUAUGAGUUAAAAG
Triticum aestivum (bread wheat) is the source of this 1618-nucleotide messenger RNA. RefSeq lists its product as uncharacterized. The transcript is spliced from 2 exons. Bases 141 to 836 code for a protein of 231 amino acids. The record is from RefSeq and is a predicted model, not a curated record. Lineage: Eukaryota; Viridiplantae; Streptophyta; Magnoliopsida; Poales; Poaceae.